CGAAAUCGCGAUGCUCAAGAUAACGUACAACGUUCAGACUGACGUCUUCCAACUAAAUCUCUGUGCUGAUUUCUUGAGUGAAAACCGUGCUAUCUGCUUUCUGAAAUUAAACACUGUGGUCGCCGCGUCGGUUAGAAAGUAACCAUGCUUAAUACCCCUUAUAAAUAUAAUAAAUUAUUCUAAUGGUUCAGUGAGUGAUUGUGUUUUGUUUUGUUAAACUGUGGUUCGUUUGGGAUUUGCGUGCCGAAGUUAUUUUUUUCUGUUAAGGUAUUAAUCGACGUAUGGCGGGGCGGCAACAUGUCGAGCGUGACGGGAGCGAGCAUGUUGCGCACGCGCAGGAAAGAUGUCAACGUCAAACCGAACCGGAAGUUGGAUCGGAAGUCGUCGCGGGGUAUGCUAUACGAGAACGAGGAGCUGCGCCUGCGCACCAUCAACAUAAACGCCGAAGUUGAAAGAGGUCAGUCAGAUAUAAAGAAGCUGAAGCGAGAGAACGAACAACUGAAACGGGAAAUAUCAGCGCUUCGCUACGAAUAUGAUAGACUGGACAGAAUGCUGCGGGAACGUCGCUCAUCACCGGAACAUUCGGACCAGUCACAAGCCGACCCUUAUGAAUCAGAAUACCCAGAUUAUCCACCUGAUAAUAUCGAGCCAGCUGAGCAUAGUGACAGCGCGUCAGUGUGCAGCGCGUGUCCGGAGUGCGCAAGCGCAGACGGUUCUGUUCGAGCUGUUGCCUUUCAUGAUCUGAGCGUCGUACCAGAGGAGGGGGAGCAAGAAAACAAGAGUGGUGCCGCAACGCCAUGCACUUGCGAUGAGUGCCAAAAAGAUGCUAAACGAGAUGAAGAGAAUAAAAAAACAAAUAAGAAAGAAACAAUUUUAGCUAAAGAAACAAAGCAAUCCCUACUCAAUGUGCCAACGCAACCAAAUACGACAAACAAUAGCUCUGAUCGAACUGUCGACGUACUUGUACACGAUGCUCCGAAUAUGCCAAGAUUUUUCCAGUCUGUGACAUCAACGCCUUUUCACGUGACUGGACCACCUCCUCCGGGAUUUGUAAUAGCUCCCUACCAACCUCCUCGUUUCCAUACAGGCGGCAAUGUAGAAGAUUUAUUGGGAGAUGUCCAAUCUGCUACUACAAUACAAACUACAUACAUUCAACAAAACUCCAUAUUCAUGUGCAACACGCGUAACAUUGUUCAAAAUAAAUGCUGUUGUCAGAAUCGCGAUUCGAACGCAAAGACUGAAGUUUGUCAAGAACAAACGCCAAAAUGUUACGUUACAGAAAAGAAUAUUGAAUUAACCUAUGAUUAUCCUAGAACGACACCCAUUCCAAGUAGUCCUAGCCAAAAAUCUGGAGAUGAAAUAAAAUCAACCACAACGGAAGUGGCAAGCACAGUUGUUUUCGUCGAAAAGAAGAUGCCAGUAAAGCCGAAGAAAUUCGAUUUCUUUUUUAGAUCGCGUUCUGCACCAGUCGGAGAAAAUGAAGAACCAAUAUAUGCAACAGUUAAUAAACUGCCAAAAAAGUUAAGAAGAAUGGAACUGGCAAAUCUUGAAAAGGAGGUGGCAUAUAAAACAAGUGAAAUAGAAUCAUCCACACGGACGGAGAUCACUCUGAAAACUGAUUCAGAGUCGCAAGUCCCACCUCCAGAUGACGACACUAGCCGAUCAGAACGAGAAAAGUCUACGAUACCACAAAGACAAGAGUCACCAAAGGCUAAAAAACGAAAGCGAUUUUCACUAACAUUCAAAAAACGAGAAAGAAAAAGACGUGAGAAGAAAGCAGAAGUCAAAAACGGAGUGAAGAAUGGUGUACCAGUUCAAGUAGAGAGUGAUAAUGAAAGGCUGAUAGAGGAACAGGAUCCCAAGCACAAGCACUGCACAAGGCAUCGACCGAUGCCGCGUAGCGCCAUGUCGUCUUCGAACUAUAGCCCGCGUUAUAAGCGGGAUAGCUAUCAGGAGAUGACAACAUCACAUUCAGAGCACGAACGCACUAACAGCAUGUGCUCGUCUGUGAACUCACUGGGAUCAGCGUGCACACACAAAUCGAGGAAACUAUCAGUAGCGCCUCAAGACGGCUCCAUACCUUGGUGCGGUUGCUGGGGAGCUGGUUGUGUUUAACCGUGAACUGGGAACAAAGAUUUUGAUACCGCGUGAAUUAAAAACAUUUUCUGUGAAAAAGUGAAGUUUGUCGAACGAAACUUUACCUGUGCUUGUACAACACACAUUUUAUAGAUACAAAGAUUUUUUAAAAGUAAAUAGAAUGGUAUAGAAUUCUAGUUAUAAACGGUUUUGUAUUUCCACCAAAUGUUUAAUAGUAUUUCACAUAUGCAUACAUUUCGAAGCGAUUAUAAAGAUUUUGAAAAAGUUGUCACUUGUCAAUGUUAAAA
Molecule: messenger RNA, 2384 nt
Organism: Vanessa tameamea
Lineage: Eukaryota; Metazoa; Arthropoda; Insecta; Lepidoptera; Nymphalidae
Exons: 9
Coding region: 298-2115 (605 amino acids)
Source: RefSeq, a predicted model, not a curated record